Anopheles aquasalis is the source of this 2073-nucleotide messenger RNA. Its product is annotated as serpin B6-like. NCBI's taxonomy places the organism in Eukaryota, Metazoa, Arthropoda, Insecta, Diptera, Culicidae. The record is from RefSeq and is a predicted model, not a curated record. Gene Ontology annotation, molecular function: serine-type endopeptidase inhibitor activity.
UCUGGGGAUCGUGUCAUAUAAUAGUGGCAGUCGAGUCUACUCGGAUCCCUUCAUCGACUGCUUAAGAAAGGGAUAGCCAGCUGCAUCAAAGUAACAACGAUGGUGCUUCAAGCAUUGGGCCUUUUGGUUUUUGCCACUGUAGCAGUGGGUCAAAGUUACGCAUACGAUGGACCCAUUUCUUUAACCAAGGAUGCGUUUUGUCUUAUCAGAAACAUCUCAGACAGUCAGUGUGAUAAACGGUUUCACUCAUUUUUGAGUAACAACACCGAUAUAAAGAAAUGUGCUGGUGGCAGUCCAAUCUUCUCAAAUCGAUGCCCAUCGAGCGAUGAGUCUGCGGCGACCGAUGUUUCAUACAGCAGAAAAAUCAUGGACUUUUCGCUCCGACUUUUCCAAACAGCCUAUCCCAAAGGCAGUCCUGAGAACUACAUACUGAGCCCGGUCAUGGUGCAGACACUUCUGUCCUACCUGAACGAUGGUGCAUCGCAGGCGACACGCCAACAAAUGAAGACCGUUCUUCAGCUUAGUAUGAAAGACCUCAAAGAGAUACGCGGUGUAUUACAACCAACAUCUGCAGCCGAACAUCAUUCAAAAUACAAACUGGAUGUUGCUUCGCAGAUUUUCAAAUCGCAUGAAAUUGAGCUGUUGGACGGUUUUGAGGAUUCGCUUACCCGAAACAAAGUGCCAAUGCAGGAAAUAGAUUUUAGCAAUCCGCAUACCGCUGCGAACGAAAUCAACAGCUGGGUCAGCAGAACUACGCGCGAGAAAAUCACUUCGAUUGUUGAUGAACUCUCUCUGGAUCCGACUACCCAGCUCAUGCUGUUGAAUGCUAUCUACUUCAACGGAAAAUGGCGAUACAGUUUCAAUAAUACAGUACGCAGUACAUUUUAUUUAGGAGGAAAUAAGCAACAUCCGUGCAAGAUGAUGACCCUCCUAGAAGAACUUCGUUACGGCUACACGGGUCCUAACGAGGACGAUCAAAAGCUGUCGUGGGUCGAGCUCCCAUACCAGGGUGAUGAGGUGUCUAUGAUUGUGCUACUCCCUGCAAAGCGUUUCAAACUAGAUGAAGAGUUGCUAAACUUCAAAAUAGCUGAUUUGGAAAACAUACUCACAGAGAUUGAAAAGAACAAUAAGGGCCAAAUUAAGGUUAAGCUACCUAUGUUUAAAUCAGAAAGUGAGGUGUCGCUUGUUGAACCACUGCAACAGAUGGGAUUGCGGAAUGUUUUUGGUGGUGGAAAACCAUUUGCCAAACUAUCCGAUGCAAAUGUAAAGAUUUCCAAUGUCAAACAAAAGUCGUUGUUAUCCGUUAACGAGCGUCAAACGAUUGCCACGAGUGUUACGGAAGUAGGUAUUGUCGGACUCGCGCUGCCUUCGUACCCGGAGUUCAUUGUCAAUCAACCGUUCGCUGCUAUAAUCAUAGAUAGAAAGUCAAAAAUUCCCUUAUUUAUCGCUAGAAUUAGCAAGCCUGAAAGACCGUGAAAACUGAAGAAGAAUGACGAAAUCCGCAAUAGUUACGGCAUGCUUUCAUCGAUCGUACACGAACGCAAAACAAUGAAAAAAAUAUAGCUUGCGUCUAGUAGCAACUUAAAAAGUGCAAAGUUCGAUUGAAGGUUCUUUAAUAAUCAAAACUAAAAGCAAAGAAAUUGACUUCACUAUUAUCUCCAAGACAACAAAGCUGGCAAAAGGCGAAAGAUUUCUGCCAGGGCCGGGUAUCGGACAUUGUUUGAUACUAAUAAGAAGAUGAAACUAAAGCAAACAAUCUACAUCCAAUUUAGAACGCAGAAGAACAACUCGUGCCUACGCACCGGCAUUGGCAAAUAUUUUGGCAGCAGAAACGAUCCUUAAGAUAUUUAACAUAAGGUUCCCGGCACAGCCAACACUGGCGUACCAGCAACAACAACAACAACAAACCAAGCCAACGUCACUCAUCUCAUCGUGUGUUGGCGUGGAGGCACCGAGGAACGAAACCCUGGAAUCGCGACCCCUCGCCUCGAAAACAAAGAAAAGAAUGUUUCGCCACCCACGGUCGUUGGCGCGCCUGUUUGCCAAGUGAAAUCUACCGAGAAAUGAAUAAAG